AUGGCAGCCAAGAGCCCAGUGCAACAGAUUUACGACAUUCUCAACGGUCUCUACGGUGAGAAGUUAGACCUAAUCAAUCAUCCAAAUGCAAAGCCGACACAGAUCUUCCAGAUGGAGUUUGCGGCACGCAUCUUGGACAAAGGAACCUACGACUAUCCUGGUAGUGAUACUAUCAAUGCUCAGCAGGUCAAGCCGCAGGUGGUCCAGGAAGCAGAAUUUCGCCUUGCAAACGACAUUUUACCACUUUCAAAUGUGAUGGGCGGUCCUACCGGGGCGAAGCUGGCCGACAAAUACAAUGAUAUCCUGUUUAGUCUGGUCCCCACUGUCCCGGAGCACGACACAAUGGCGGAUCUCAUUCACUCGGAUCAAGACAAGAUAUGUGCAUGGCUACUGGAGGAAGYCCCCAAUUGGAUUCCCCCAAAGGAUGACAUAUUAAAGGACAUUCCUAGCGACUUUGACGAGCACAAACUGGAGAAACCUUCCAGCGUACUAGUACCGGAUGACGAGGGAGAGGAUCAGCGCAAGACCAUUCCUCGGAUUGACCUGUAUCAGAAGAUCUUGGAUUCAUACGAAAUCGAACGCUUUCGAUGGGUUCAAUUCAAGCUGAACGCAAGACCUAAAGAUAUGGCGACCGCCACGCCCGCUGCCAUCGACAACUACAAUCGUAUGCUCGCCUAUUUCGCACCGGUCAUUGAUAAGAAACUGGAAGCAAUGUGGACCAUGUUGCUGAUUCGCGGUCAAUACCAUCGGGUUCGCCGCUUCAUUGGAUUCGUGGAUGUGGAGAGCGCUUCGGGGUCUCUUCAACGUGCCAAGGAGAGUCUACGAGCAUCAGUGAUGCGAAGCAUAGACGAUGCGGAAGACGUCUACCCCGUUUACUUCUCGCCGGCCACUUGGGCGACCAAGCUUAGCACAGCUUUCAAGCCUGAAGAUCUGCUCUCUAGUGAGGAGUCGGUCCGAGAGCAAAUGUUCGCCAAACAGCGAGAAAGGGGCCAGCUGCUCACGAAGAGGAACGACGUCAAGGCAUCCCAGCAGGACUUGAAGCCUUUGCAGGAUGCGGAGCAGGCAGCACGCAACAAGUUCAUGGAAAGCCGCGACAAGAUGGUCGGAGGCUAUUCGGACACUGCCAUUAAACUCAUCAAAAUGUACUUUGAUGCCAAGAUGCAGCAUGCCAAAAACCAAGAGGCAUUCUUCAAUGAUUUCGGUCAGGGCGCCAAGAAGGAGCUCGACGAUAUCAUGGAGGCAGAUGCCCAGCCUCCGCUCACGGCGGAGCAAUUCGAGCAACUCAUGACGAUGCAGAAGGAAUGCAUCUCCAAUCAAACAUCGCUACAGAAUGCAAGCGAAGCCUUGGCGAGGUCUCAGCUCGCGACUGCGCAGGUUCGCGGCAACGAUACCUCCGCUUUCCUCUACGAACUCGAGGAGAAGAUCUCGUCAUUGACCCUCGACAUUGAAUACUUGAUGCAGAUCCUCGACAAGUCGUCCAAUGCCACCCUCAAGGCGCUUCACGCGCCAGGCCAACCUGGUGGUCAAGACAUAUCCGCCACCCCCCAACACGCAGAUGUAACGGAGGCUGUUGUGGUACCCCAGGAUGGGGACGCCUCGAUUUGGACCGAGACCAGACAAAGUCUUUCCAGGUCCACCACUUACGAUUCUUCAUUGAAGACCGCGUCAGGAUCUCACACUGACUGGACCAUCGACUUAUUCUUCGGAUCUGCCUCUGGAAGUCAGACCACCACUGCAGGAUCCAGCCACGAGACUCACGACACCAGAAAUGUCGAAAUUCAAAUUGCGUUCCGCAGUAUGAAAGUCCAGAUUUCCAGGCCCUGGUUCAACGCAGGUAUAUUCGACCGGUUGCCCGAGUAUACGUCCACAUCAGCAACUCCAGUUCAGACGAUUCUACCCGCGUAUCCCAUCGCCUUCAUCGUUGUCAAGGAUGUGCACAUUGUGCUCAAGCAGACCGCAGACUCCUGGGGCACCAAGGCGGCGGACUUGCAGAAGAAUAUGAGUGCAGGCGGUGGAGUCUUGUGCUUCAGCGUGGCCAAAUCCGAGAGUUCGAGCGAGCAUCGUACCGCUGCUUCCGUGUCUCAGAGCGGAGACUACUUGUCCAUUCGCAUUCCGGCGCCUCAGAUUCUGGGUUGGAUCCAGCAAUACGUACCGGCCGCGACCACCCAGCCGGGGUAUGGUCCUAUCGACCCCAAAGAAUUCCUUAGCGCUGUCAAGGACAAGGCUUCUGAUAAUGUCAGCGUCAAGACUUAG
Ramularia collo-cygni is the source of this 2253-nucleotide messenger RNA. RefSeq lists its product as uncharacterized. The transcript has 3 exons. The record is from RefSeq and is a predicted model, not a curated record. NCBI's taxonomy places the organism in Eukaryota, Fungi, Ascomycota, Dothideomycetes, Mycosphaerellales, Mycosphaerellaceae. The coding region runs from base 1 to 2253 and encodes 750 amino acids.